AUGCUGACCAGUAUCACUGAAGGGAUACUGUGCUGCCUAACUGGGAAGGCUGCCAGUCUGGUCUUACCCCUGGAAUCGUCAGAACCCUCUGAUGGCUUUGAGUUUGUGGAGGUGAAACCUGGGAGAGUACUGCGGGUGCGACAUAUCAUCCCUGAGCGUCAGCCAACAGUAGCAGAAGAGCAAGUUGCAGUCAAGGAGAAGACGAAUGGGGGUUGUGAUGAUGAUAGCUCUCCUGAGGAUUAUAAUAAGGAGAGCAAUACAGGCAGCAGUGUCCACUGCAAAAGGAAGAUCACAGUCUACCGCAACGGCCAGCUGGUGAUUGAGAAUCUUGGUGAUGUGUUACACUCCGAGAUCCUGCAGUGUCAGGACGGGGAUCUGGAACCCUGUAGUACUGUGGAGGUGGAGCUGGCUGACUACAAAGAAAUGCCAUCUUCUCCUGACCCCAACCCUGUUCCUCCUUCAGUUCCUCCACCCCUUGGAGAACAGAAACCUGCUCCACCUCCACGCCGUCGCCGCCGCAAGCCCAAGCGCACAGUGCUGAUCGACUCAAAGAGGGUGAUCUCAAGCUGCAAAGGGACACACUCGGACGUAGCGCUAUUCUUCGUUCAUGGUGUGGGAGGUUCACUGGACAUUUGGAGCAGCCAACUGGACUUCUUCUCUCGGUUGGGCUAUGAGGUCAUUGCGCCGGACCUGGCGGGCCAUGGAGCCAGCACUGCCCCACAGAUUGCAGCAGCUUAUACUUUUUAUGCCCUGGCAGAGGACCUGCGUGCCAUCUUUAAAAGAUAUGCUCGUAAACGCAACAUUCUCAUUGGCCACUCAUAUGGAGUGUCAUUUUGCACCUUCCUGGCCCACGAAUAUCCCGACCUUGUUCAUAAGGUAGUGAUGAUCAAUGGUGGGGGUCCCACAGCUCUGGAGCCUAGCCUCUGCUCCAUCUUCCAGCUGCCAUCUUGUGUCCUUCACUGUCUGUCACCCUGUCUGGCGUGGAGCUUCCUCAAAGCUGGAUUUGCCCGACAAGGUGCCAAAGAAAAGCAGCUGCUGAAGCAGGGCAAUGCCUUCAAUGUGUCUCCAUUUGUCCUGCGUGCCAUGAUGAGUGGCCAGUACUGGCCUGAGGGCGAUGAGGUCUACCAUGCUGAACUCACUGUACCCAUCCUUCUGGUUCAUGGCAUGUGUGACAAGUUUGUGCCCAUGGAUGAGGACCAGCGCAUGGCAGAGAUCCUCCUGUUUGCAUUCCUUAAAGUCAUUGAGGAGGGAAGUCACAUGGUCAUGAUGGAGUGUCCUGACACUGUCAACACCCUCCUCCAUGAGUUCUUUCUCUGGGAGCCUGACAUGUCCAGAAAAGACAGCUGCAAGACAGACACAGAGAAGACUGUCAGUGACACUCUCCAGACACUGAAAAUCAAUAAUCUAAUGGACAAAUAA
Molecule: messenger RNA, 1419 nt
Organism: Scomber scombrus (Atlantic mackerel)
Lineage: Eukaryota; Metazoa; Chordata; Actinopteri; Scombriformes; Scombridae
Gene: abhd8a
Product: abhydrolase domain containing 8a
Exons: 4
Coding region: 1-1419 (472 amino acids)
Molecular function (GO): catalytic activity
Source: RefSeq, a predicted model, not a curated record